AUGUGUAAUGAAGCUAAAAAGGAGCUGAAAAUGACACAGAAUAAGCUGGAAAAGUAUGAAAAGAAGGCGAAAAGAACGGAAGAAGUGGAGAUUCAGAUGAGAAAAAUGGAGGUUGAAAUGAAGAAAAUGAAAAAGGAAAUGAAAGAGAGAGAGAGAGAGUUGGAGGUGGAAAAGAAGCAGAAAAAUAUUGAAGAGCUAGAGUCAAAAGUAUCCAAGCUAGAAGCAAAUGAGAUCAGUCUAGACAUCAACCAAAAUGAAAUGCAGACUCAAAUAGUUGAUCUAACAUCUCAAUUGGAGGAUAAGAAUCUGAAAAUUGAAGAAUUAAAAGAUCAUGUCAAUCAGUUGAAUCGCAGAGAGAAAAUUUCGAAUAACAAGAUUUCAAAGAAAGAGAAUCAUGUUAAAAAGUGGAGUUUUCAAUCAACUUUUGAUUCAAAAUCUGUUUUCCAGACUCCAAGAAAAGAAUCAAGAAUUAUUGAUCCGUAA
Messenger RNA from Caenorhabditis briggsae, 483 nucleotides. The transcript is spliced from 2 exons. Bases 1 to 483 code for a protein of 160 amino acids. The record is from RefSeq and is a predicted model, not a curated record. Lineage: Eukaryota; Metazoa; Nematoda; Chromadorea; Rhabditida; Rhabditidae.